CAUGCGGCUGUUUCCUCGGAUGGACGCGGCCCCCGGACUGACUCCCGGGCCGGGCCACGGUGCUGCCUGAGCUGCUUUCCACCCACCCGAGCGAGCGAGCGAGCGAGCGAGCGAGCGAGCGAGCUUCACUUGCGGUGUGCAAAAAUAUAUAAAGCAUCAUCAGCCUAAAACCACACAGAGCAAACAUGAAUGAUAUUUCCCAAAAGGCUGAGAUUCUGCUUUCUUCAUCUAAACCUGUCCCCAAAUCCUAUGUGCCCAAACUUGGCAAGGGGGACGUGAAGGAUAAGUUUGAAGCCAUGCAGAAAGCCAGGGAAGAAAGAAACCAAAGGCGAUCUAGAGACGAAAAGCAGAGAAGAAAAGAACAAUAUAUUAGAGAGAGAGAAUGGAACAGGAGAAAGCAGGAGAUUAAGGACAUGCUUGCUUCUGAUGAGGAGGAAGAAGUGUCUUCUAAAGCAGAAAAGGCCUAUGUCCCGAAGCUAACAGGUACUGUGAAAGGUAAAUUUGCUGAAAUGGAGAAGCAAAGACAAGAGGAACAAAGGAAGAGAACAGAGGAGGAACGGAGACGCAGGAUCGAGCAGGAUAUGUUAGAAAAGAGGAAAAUACAGCGUGAAUUAGCAAAAAGGGCUGAGCAGAUUGAGGACAUAAACAAUACGGCAACUGAAUCAGGAUCCGAGGAAGGGGAUGACUCACUACUAAUAACAGUGAUACCUGUCAAAUCAUACAAAACAUCGGGAAAAAUGAGGAAUUUUGAGGAUCUAGAAAAAGAGCGAGAGAAAAAAGAAAGGCUAACCUGUGAAGAAGAUAAAAUACGAUAUGAAGAGCAGCAGUGCUCUCUCAAGGAAGCAAAGUGUCUUUCAUUGGUCAUGGAUGAUGAAAUGGAAAACGAGGCAAAAAAAGAAUCACCUUUUCCUGGAAAACUGAAAUUGACUUUUGAAGAACUGGAGCGACAAAGACAAGAAAACCGAAAGAAGCAAGCAGAAGAGGAAGCCAGGCAGCGUUUAGAAGAAGAGAAGCGAGCCUUUGAAGAAGCCAGGCGGCAGAUGGUAAGCGAAGAGGAGGAACAUGAAGACACAGAAAGAAAUUUUAAAGAGUACCGCCCUGGUAAACUCAAACUCAGUUUUGAGGAAAUGGAAAGGCAACGGAGAGGAGAGGAGAAAAGGAAAGCAGAAGAGGCAGCCAGGAGGAGGAUAGAGGAAGAAAAGAAGGCAUUUGCUGAAGCAAGGAGAAGCAUGGUAGUAGAUGAUGACUCCCCAGAGAUAUAUAAAACAAUCUCUCAAGAAUCUCUUACACCGGGAAAACUGGAAAUUAAUUUUGAAGAGUUAUUAAAACAAAAAAUGGAAGAAGAAAAACGACGAACAGAAGAGGAACGAAAGCAUAAACUAGAAAUGGAAAAACAGGAAUUUGAACAACUAAGACAAGAAAUGGGAGAGGAAGAGGAAGAAAGUGAAACUUUUGAGCUGAGCAGAGAAUAUGAAGAAUUAAUCAAAUUGAAAAGAAGUGGCUCUAUUCAAGCUAAAAACCUAAAAAGCAAGUUUGAAAAAAUUGGACAGUUGUCUGAAAGAGAAGUACAGAAAAAGAUAGAAGAGGAACGAGCAAAGAGGAGAGCAACUGACCUUGAAAUUAAAGAGCGAGAAGCAGAAAACUUCCAUGAGGAAGAAGAUGUUGAUGUAAAGCCUGCAAAAAAAAGCGAGGCUCCAUUUACUCAUAAAGUGAAUAUGAAAGCGAGAUUUGAACGGAUGGCUAAGGCAAGAGAAGAAGAAGAGCAGAGAAGAAUUGAGGAACAAAAGUUACUAAGAAUGCAGUUUGAGCAAAAAGAAAUUGAUGCAGCACUACAGAAGAAAAGGGAAGAGGAGGAGGAAGAGGAGGGUAGCAUCAUGAGUGGCUCUACUAUUGAAGAUGAAGAGCAAACCAGAUCAGGAGCUCCAUGGUUCAAGAAGCCACUAAAAAACACAUCAGUUGUAGACAGUGAGCCAGUCAGAUUUACUGUGAAAGUAACAGGAGAACCCAAACCAGAAAUUACAUGGUGGUUUGAAGGAGAGAUACUGCAGGAUGGAGAAGACUACCAAUACAUUGAAAGAGGAGAAACGUACUGCCUCUUUUUACCAGAAACUUUCCCGGAAGAUGGAGGGGAGUACAUGUGUAAAGCAGUCAAUAAUAAAGGCUCUGCAGCUAGUAGCUGUAUUCUUACCAUUGAAACUGACGACUACUAGGCUUCCUUCUCCCCUUGGAACUUUCUCUCUCCCCAACUUUCUUACUACUUAGUAUUAUCCAUCUUUUCUGUGGCGGGGUCCAAAAAGGAAACCAGAAGGGCCAUAUGUUGACUUACUUCCUUUUCCUAACAGUUUUCAAAACAGAAGCUUAUCUAAAGAAUGCCUUCUUUUCCAAACGAGCAUCACCUUUAUCACCAUAUUCUGCAGAAGUCAAUAAAAUGUAUCUGAACGGGAUGGGAAAUUUAGUCCAUUAUUCUAUCAAAAAUGGAUACAAAAACCAUGUAUUUCCCCUAAGUUUUAUAUCAAUUCUAUUUUUAAAAGUAUACAUUAUUUUGCAUGAAAGAAUGUCAUUUAUGAACUUUUAUGGCUAAAAUUAGUCCAAAAUAGCUAAGGCAAUGAAUUUGGAACCUACAAAUUUGAGUGGACUUUUUUUUUCAUAGUAGUACAUAAUUUUGAUUGUGAUAGUUUCAGUCUUUUUGAAGCAGAUAUAGAGGGGAAAAAGUAUCAUUCUUUUCAUGGGAAAAAGAUAGCAUGGAUAGAAACAAAAUUAAAGUAAGAUGUUUAAGAAACUGCCAGACAAAAUUUGAUAGAAACCAGUGUUCUGAAUAUUUAACAUGUACUAUUCAAAUAUGCAAUAUAUAAAGCCACACAACAAGCUUUUGUGAUCUUGUGUGAACAAAUUAUACUUUAAUGAGAAAACUAUGUAUUAAUAGUUUAUGCAGGAGAAAAGAUUUUCAACAUCACCGAAGGUUUCAAGAUCUAAGAGGAUUAGACUCAGAAGUGGCCCAAUUAAAAAUAAAUUUAAAACCCUAGUCUUUAAAAUAAGUUUGUAAAUAAGUAGCUAUUAUGUUCUCUUAUCAAGUUGUUUUAUAUUUUAACUUUCUAAAAGACAAUUUUAUUUUACAAUGUGAAGCCAUAAUAAAGUAACUUCUGUAUUAAAGGGGAAAAAAAUGGUUCUUUCCUCAAAGA
Heterocephalus glaber (naked mole-rat) is the source of this 3179-nucleotide messenger RNA. RefSeq names its product nexilin F-actin binding protein (gene Nexn). Lineage: Eukaryota; Metazoa; Chordata; Mammalia; Rodentia; Bathyergidae. The record is from RefSeq and is a predicted model, not a curated record. Gene Ontology annotation, biological process: mitochondrial fusion.